GCAUGGGUUACGCACGAAUGAACCAACAAUGGAAAGACUGGGAUAGAGAGACCGGGAGCGAGAGGGAAAGAUUUAACCAUUAAGUCUCAUUAAAACAAAUGAUGAGAUUUUAUUUAUAAACAUAUAAAAACAGUUCCAUCUAGAAACAAUUCAGUCAGUUGCAAGUUGAGAAUUAAAUCGGCAAGAACCAAAAUCAAAUUCAUCCACAAACGUCAAGAAAAAUGUUGCGAAAAUCCAUAAUGGAGUGCAUUUUGAUAAUAUUCAUUGCAUUAUUCCUGCAAUUGGCAAACUCACAAUAUUACGGAUAUCCUUAUUACACGGGAACAAAUACCGGAGCUGGAGCUGGUGCUGGUUAUGGCAAUAUCUAUGGCAAUGGCCUUUAUGGAUAUCCCUCAUAUGGCGGCUAUCCGUAUUAUACCUAUCCAAAUUAUGGUGGCUAUAAUACAUAUAAUCCAUAUAGUAUAUAUGGCCAAUAUGGUGGCUAUCCGUCAUAUGGCGGUGGUUACGGUGGUUAUCCCUACGGUGGCAUGAAUACAGCCUAUGCCAGCAGUAGUGGAGGAUUUGCCAGUGCCAGUGCGAGUAGUGGAGCUGGUGGUGGCUAUUAUGGUUAAUUAGUUAAAUGUUUAACGAACUGUAUAUAGUAUUUAAGUUUUGUUGUAGUUUAUAAUAUAUAUAAUCCAUUUUUUUUUUGCAAACCAAAAGCUGAA
This is a messenger RNA of Drosophila willistoni, 707 nucleotides long. RefSeq names its product prisilkin-39. Bases 222 to 611 code for a protein of 129 amino acids. NCBI's taxonomy places the organism in Eukaryota, Metazoa, Arthropoda, Insecta, Diptera, Drosophilidae. The record is from RefSeq and is a predicted model, not a curated record. The transcript is spliced from 2 exons.